Molecule: messenger RNA, 1750 nt
Organism: Pimephales promelas (fathead minnow)
Lineage: Eukaryota; Metazoa; Chordata; Actinopteri; Cypriniformes; Leuciscidae
Source: RefSeq, a predicted model, not a curated record
CAGACGACAUUCAAAGGUAAAGAACUUUAGUGCGCAACGCAGGGUGCGUAUCACGAAAAAAGACUCGUGAUACGGUGAGGUGAAGGACAGGAUUGAUAAUGCGGUCGGUUCCAUUACAACUUUGAUUGCGUGUGCUAGUUUUUUUCCACAGAUGGCAGAUCUACUGGAGUCUACGCUUAAAGUUGUGCAUCUAUAGAUGUAUGCACGAUUGUGCCUUUGACAGUUGCAGUGCCUAAGCGGUAGAGGAAAUUAAAUCACAAGCGUUCAAAAAUAGUCUCCAGGGGUGGAAAGACUUUUAAGGAUAUGGUUAUAUGAAGCUAGUUUAGACACUGAAGCAUUGCUGAAAUCGCGAUAAUCUUACAGCCGCCGAAGAGGAGGAGGAGGAGGAUGCUUUUUGGAUUUGUGCCUCUUCAAGAGAAGCAAGGGCAUUGUGCGAGCACAUCUCAAUUCCCAUCUUCUCCUGGAGAAGGCUGACCCGGUUUCAGCGUGUUACGUGGGAGCGGGUCCUGUCCGGAGGGACCUGUCCUUUACUAGUGCUGAUCUAAGGAAGUGAGGAAGGAGGGCACCAACGUGUGUUCCCUCAUCCCCGAUCCAUCUCACACCCUUCAUGUGCCAUUCUCUUAAAUAUUGCUUAUUUAAGAAGAAAGAUCAUGGUGGCUGUCAGAGGGAAGGAUUCGAGAUUCGAGCUGCUGCAGGAAGCCAAUGAGGAGAGCUACACGCCGGCCACGGCUGAGGGCACACGAGGAGCGCUCAGGAGUCUACUCCACCGGGGUUAAAGUGUGCAGUGUGCACUACUUCCUGCCGCAGGUAGAGCUGUCACAGUGUGGUGUGGAGCUCUAGCUGUGUCAGAGGCUUGCCGUGUCCUUGCCUCACUGCUGCGAGAGCUGCUCGGCUGGAUAUCGCAAUCUUUCUCACGCUCUCACGAGGAAUCUGGAUCCCGCCACCACCAUGGAGAAGUGCUGUUCUGAGUGUUCAGAGCCCCGGAUGGCGCAGAGCUUGUGUACCUUCUGCAACAAGUGGCUGUGCUUCCAGUGCACAGACCUGCACCAGCAUGAGAGAGUCUCCACUCAACCCUCUGAUCUGCAGCACCAGCCGCGAGACCCUCCGUCACCGUCUGAAAUAGGAGCCGGUUGCUGCGGGCAUGCUGUUGUCAUGUGUCCUCUCCAUAAACAGGAGCCUCUGGAACUCCUGUGUGAAACGUGCGACCUCAUGGCCUGCAGCAUCUGUCACCUGUCCGCCCACAAAGACCACCGGCUGGUGCAUGUUGGGAAAGCUCUGCAAGACCAGCGCUGGCUCCUGCAGAACCUCAUGGCCCGAGUGGAGGAGAAAAGAUCAACUGUGGAGAGCACCGCCAAACAGAUCCAGGGCAGGCUCCACGGUAUAAAGAUCACGCAGAGGAAGGCAGAGAACCAGAUAAAAAUGGCAAAGAUGAUUAUGAUGAACGAGCUUAACAAACGGGCCAACCUAUUAAUAGAGCAACUGGAGAGUAUUUCCAGUGAUUUCAAGCAACGUCUGGAGGACCAGCUGCAGGGGGCCAUAGAACUGUGCAGCCAGCUGGAGCAUGUGCAGAACUUCUUUACCUGGGCUACGGCCCAUCACAGACGCAAUCCGCUGCUAUUCAGCAAAGAGCUGAUUGCUCUUCAGAUGCAGCAAUUACUGGAGCCACUGAUGCUCUCAGAGGCUUGGACCCCAUUGAAAAUCAAGUUUAACUGGGAUGCCAGCUUCUGGACCAAGCAGAUGUCCACUUUAG